AUGUCUUCGGCCAUGUCAUCAAAAAACCUCUCAGUCUUCUACCCCAGGGUGUUUGUUCUUGAAGGCCUCCCAGGCUUCGAGUGGGCUCAUGUAUGGAUAUCGAUCCCCAUCUUCAUCAUGUACCUGAUGGCACUUCUCGGGAACAGUCUGCUGCUGUUCCUGAUUGCGACAGUAAAACAACUACAGAGCCCCAUGUACUAUUUUCUUUUUACUUUGUUCAUCACUGACGUAACUGUCUCCAGCACCAUUGUCCUGAAAAUGCUGCCCAUCUUCUGGAUGAAUCUCAAGGAGAUCUCCUUCCUCUCCUGCCUCGUUCAAAUGUUCUUUGUUCACUAUUUCAGCGCUUUGGAAUCUGGAAUUCUCCUGGCCAUGGCCUACGACAGAUAUGUGGCAAUCUGCGACCCUCUCCAUUACACAACCACACUGACUGCCACCUUGAUAUUAAAGAUAAUCAUAGUCCUCCUGAUAAGAGGAGUCAUUCUAGUGGCCCCAUGCCCAGUGUUGGCCAGUAGACUGCCGUACUGCCAGACACACCAUAUUGCCCACUGCUAUUGUGACCAUAUGGCGGUGGUGACGUUGGCUUGUACCAAUAUUACUAUCAAUAGUGUCUUUGGGUUAACCGCUGUCUUGUUGGUUACUGUAAUUGAUGUCUCCCUCAUUGCUGUGUCCUACUUCUUCAUAUUGAGGUCAGUAUUAAAGCUCUCCUCUCGGGCUGCCAAACAUAAAGCCUUUAGCACAUGCACAUCCCAUGUCUGCAUCUUCCUCACAUCCUACACCCUGGGGCUUUUCUCCUCCGUGACCUACAGGAUAGGUAACAUUAACCCAAAUAUUCAUAUCAUGAUGUCUGUCUUCUACGUGCUCAUCCCACCAGCCAUAAAUCCCAUCAUUUAUGGUGUGAAGACCAAGGAGAUCAGAAGUGCAGUCUACAAUCUCAUCUCACGAAGUGCAAAAUAG
Messenger RNA from Nanorana parkeri, 954 nucleotides. RefSeq names its product olfactory receptor 52K1-like. The record is from RefSeq and is a predicted model, not a curated record. Gene Ontology annotation, biological process: G protein-coupled receptor signaling pathway. Gene Ontology annotation, molecular function: olfactory receptor activity; G protein-coupled receptor activity. Bases 1 to 954 code for a protein of 317 amino acids. NCBI's taxonomy places the organism in Eukaryota, Metazoa, Chordata, Amphibia, Anura, Dicroglossidae. The transcript has a single exon. Gene Ontology annotation, cellular component: membrane.